GCCAUGGUGCUAUUGUGUCAGGUCCAGCUCCAGCCCUGUGAUGCGGUGUGAAGCUCCACUCCAGAAUUUGGAAGCAUUCAAUGAUGGUGUGGCCGGCGGGUGCUCCCUCCUCCCUCCCCUGGCAGGGCUGCGCACUCAGCUCGGAAGGGACAAUGAAAAGUCGCUGGCGCUACACCCGGCUGCCCAGCCAGGUGGAAGACUCACAGUCUGCAGAGGAAGAGGAGCAGGAGGAAGAGGACACCCAGACAGAGUCCGGCCCCGGCCCCGAGCCCAGCCCGCCCCCAGCAGAGCCCUGGGAGCCCCAGUUGGCAGAGGCCAGCCAGGUUCUGGGGGCGGCGGAGAUCAGGCAGCUCUGCCGCUACCUGCCCCCCCGAGUCACCGGCCAUUCCUGGAGCCUGGGCUUCUGCACGUGGAGGGACGGCUUCAGCCUGCGGAACCUGUACCGGCAGAUGGAGGGCCGGAGUGGGCCCGUGCUGCUGGCCCUGAGGGACGAGGACGGGCAGAUGUUUGGCGCCUUCUCCUCCUCAGGAUUUCGUCUCAGCAAAAGCUUCUACGGUACUGGCGAGAACUUCCUCUUCUCCUUCUGCCCUCAGCUAAAGGUCUUCAAGUGGACAGGAAACAACUCGUUCUUUGUAAAAGGAGACUUGGAUUCCCUCAUGAUGGGAAGUAGCAGUGGCCAGUUUGGACUGUGGCUGGAUGGAGACUUGUACCAUGGGGGAAGCCACCCCUGUGCAACCUUCGACAAUGAGGUACUGGCCCGGCGGGAGCAGUUCUGCAUCCACGAGCUAGAGGCGUGGGUGCUGGACUGAAGCCCCAUUGGGGGGCAGCUUCUUUUGUGGCACUGGGGCCCACGCACUUCCAGGCUCCUCCACAGGGUGGCUCGGUCAGCCAGGACAGGGAAGGCCAAGUGCCCUUGGGCCAAAGGUGGCUGUGAGCCAGCAGCACCCCGCCCCUCCGCACCUGCGGACCCAAGACAGGAGCGAAUGAUCCCGCCUCCUCACAGCCUCAUCCAGCAGCCUGCGCAGUGCCUCGUGAAGGUGUUUUUAGAAUCCCAUGAUCAAAGGACCGAACCCGAUGACCUCACUCGCCCAUUCAACACCAAGAAGCAAAGCAACGGAACAGACACUCCCAACCCAAAGACAAGCGUUGGAUUCAGAUGAAAAUGCUUGAGGUUUUGGCCGGAGCAAGCAGAUAGGCUUGUCUUGCAUGCAAGUGACCUGGACUGGAUCCCCAGCACCCCCUAUGGCCCCACGAGCCCCAUCAGAAGCCUCGAGCACUGCCAGGUGUGACACGCCUCUCACCCUGGAAUAAAGGAAAGACUGAGGUUGGUGGACAGGGUGACGGGCUCAACAGAUGGAGCAGAGGGGGCAGCAACGUGGUGGCGUGGCGACUUCUCUUCCUUUGGAAGAGAAUUGGAAAAGCCUCUGACACGUGUUUCAGGUCAAGACCACGCAAUAAUCCUCUUCAUGCUGAGGGCCGGAGAGACAGGGCAGGGCUAAGGCACUAGCAUGCAACUGCAGCCUCAGCCCUGGUCUGAAUCCUGGCACCCCAUAUGGACCCAGGGACAGCUCCAGGUGUGGUCCCUGAGCGCAGAGCCAGGAGCUGAAGGGCAUGAGCACUGUAGGGCAUGGCUAAACUCCCUGCCCCUGCAACUUUCUGCUUUAUUGCUAAGACAUGCUCACACAAUGAUGUAAAUCAAUAAAUGUAGACCUCAGUAUUGAUGCCAACCUCAAUAAAUAUAUUGAUAUAAACCUCAAUAAAAAAUGGUUUAAAAAAUAGUGAGCAUGGUUAUUUUUUAGAAUGCUGAAGCCUUUCUUUCCACCACCAGCGUGCCCGCCAGGUGCUUAUAAAUCCCUCAUUUAAUUUCACAGGGAGAUAUAAAAACAGAAAGCGAAUAAUUUAUGUCUUCGGAUAAAUAAAGAAGCUGAAGUUGUGGGCUGGAGAGAUGGCUGGUCUGCACGGGUCCCAGGUCUGUUUGGUUUGGGGUCACACCUGGAGGUGUUCAAGGCUUUCUCCUGGCUCCAUGCUCAGGGGUUACUUCUGGUGGGCUCAGAGGACCAGCACUGUAUGGCCUCCUGAGCACAGGGGAGGUAAAACAGAACAACAAAAAAUACACCUUUGAGGAGGCUAAAAAAGAUUUUGUUACCACAGUAGCUCAGAAAGCCAAUCCAAGAAAAAAGCCAGAUCCUUGCCAUGAGAAGGAAAAGAUUCUUUUUUUUUCUUUUCAUUUAUUUUAUUUAUUUUUGGUUUUUGGGUCACACCCAGCAAUGCACAGGGGUUACUCCUGGCUCUUCACUCAGGAAUUACCCCUGGCGGUGCUCAGGGGACCAUAUGGGAUGCUGGGAUUAGAACCCGGGUCGGCCGCGUGCAAGGCAAACGCCAUACCCGCUGUGCUAUCGCUCCAGCCCAAGAUUUUUUUUUUAAUUUAAAUUUUAUUUUUAUAAAGUUGUAAUAAUAAUUGCUUACAUUCAAUAUUUCCACCAAUCCCACCGCCAUUAUUACCCUUUCUCACCGCCAUUAUUUCUAAAUUUCCCAUCACCAUCCCAGCCUGCCCCAUAGGCAGAUGCUAAAUGACUUUUUUGGGGUCUGGAGGCAUCUCUGUGUGUGCUGCUCUCCUCCGAGAUUCAUCUGAGUCUCUGACUCACGGCCAUUCAUACAUUUAAAUGGUACCCAGAGGCAGUUUGUAGGCACGACUGCUAGGAAACCGGAAGGGUGGGGAGAUCAGGGGAGGUCGCCGAUCCCUGACUCCAUGAAGCCUGAAGUUUUCAGUCACUAGUCCUGCACACCUGGGUCUUUCAGCGGAUUCAUUAUCAUGUGUGGGGAGCUCAGGAUGAGCCUGUGAAGGUCAGCCGUGACCAUGGCGGUUAUUGGGUUCUGGAGGUUUGUGGACGCCAGGGUUCAUUUGGGGCAGGUGGAUGGCCACACCUGCCCGCUCUGAGGUGCCCUGGUGAAAUCAACCUGGUGAAGGGUGGGGAAACAUCUCUGCAGUGUGCUGCUUUCUUCCGAGAUUCAUUUGUGAGUCUGAUUUUCAUCUCUUUCGAGAUUUAUUUAUGGGUCUCUGAAGCAAGCUCAAUAAAUGAGCUUGUAAAGCUGAACCGGAGGUGGUUUGUGGGUGUGACUUCCAUAUAUCUAACUUUUGCCACUUAAUUUCUUGGGAAACUUGAUCCCAAGUUGUUUGGGUCUGGCCAGAGGCAUAGCAGCAAUUUUGGGGUAUCAGGAAGCCAGAAUGCAUCAUCAGGCUACAGAUGCACUCACCCUGCAGGUACAAGUUGACCUGCUGGGUGGCACCGUAACCCCAAGAAGGAAAAGAUUCUUUAUUAGGCCAUUAAUCACUAUGUUUAUUAUGGAUAGGCUUUGGGGCCACACCUGGGGGUGCUCAGAGACGACUCUUGGUGGUUCUCAGGGGAGCAUAUGUAGUGCCAAAAAUCAAACUGGGUUGUCUGCAAUGCAGGCCUUAGCCCCUGUAGCUAUUUUUUAUGCUCUCAUUCAUAAUAAUUAUUAGCAAAGGAAAACAAAACAACACAGGUCUUGUUAAAUACCAACCCUACAUAUAAACCCAUCACAGUGUUGAACUAUUAAGAGACAUCUUGGGAGGGAGGUGGAGACAAUAUAGAUUGUUUGAAGCAAAAGGCUAAAAAGUUGACACCAAAAUGAGGGGAAGCUAUUAAGAAACACCUUUAGUCUCAAGACUGAGAUACAUUCAUGGUUUAUUGCAGCUGUUUCCUCACACAAAGAAGUAAGCAGUCCCUUUAACUUGCAGUUCUAUUUACAUUCCUAAGGUGACAACAUUCUGUAAAUCUAGAGGCUGAGUUGUUAAAGUCUUUUUUUCUUCUUUUUCAAAUAUAGUGAUGAUACUUAAGAAAAUGGCACCUGAUUGAGAUAUAUCAUAUAUAUUGGUUUUGGGCCACACCUGGCGAUGCUCAGGGUUUACUCCAAGCUCUGCACUUAGGGGUCACUCCUGGCAGUGCUUGACGGGCCAAUACAGGAGACUGGGGAUAGAAUCUGGUAGGUCAGCUGUGUGCAGGUGCCACUGUCAUUGCAGCCCCAUGGUUGUCAGUUCAAACAGCUGCAAAACCCAUAACAUACAGCUGUCUCAUAAGUAACAAAAGAUGGAACUGAAUGAGAUUCAAGUUGGUUCUUAGAGAAAAUAAGGAUACAAUAUUUGGACUAUAAAACUCCAAAGUAAACCACAAUGAUUUAAACAUAGAUGUUACAAAAAUAAAACAAUCUUAGCAGAAAAGCGCUACAUUCUUAACCCUGGGUUGUGAGACAAAUAAUGAUCUCCACUGAGUAAUUCAGAGGCAUCCUGGCAUCCUGGCCAACAGAGACAUAACUCAAUUUAACAGCUGAACUUGCCCUUUUUUUUUGGAGGGGGGGGGUGGUCCAUACAAUGGCAGUGCUUAGGGCUUACUCUUAGCAGUGCUCAGGGGACGAUUUAUGUGGCAGGUGCCAGGUAUAGAACCUGGGUCAGAUGUGUGCGAGGCAAAUGCCUUACCCUUCUACUAUCACUCCAGCUCCUAUUUUCUUUUUCUUUUUGGGUCACACCCAGCGAUGCAGAGGGGUUACUACUGGCUCUGCACUAAGGAAUUACCCUUGGCGGUGCUCAGGGGACCAUAUGGGAUGCUGGGAUUCGAACCCGGUUGGCCGAGUGCAAGGCAAACGCCCCUACCUGCUAUCGCUCCAGCCCCUCCUAUUUUCUUUUUCCUUUGGGUUUCUUUCUUUCUUCCCCUUUUUUUUUUUUUUUUUUUGUCAUUUUUGAGUCACACCCGGUGAUGCUCAGGGGUUACCUGGCUCUGCACUCAGGAAUUUCCCCUGGCGGUGCUUGGGGGACCAUAUGGGAUGCUGAGGAUCAAACCCGCUGUACUAUUGCUCCAGCCCCUAUUUUCUUAUUUCUUUUUUUUUUUGGUGGUGGUGGGGCAUUGGGCAACACUUUGACAGUGCUCAGGGCUUAAUCCUGUCUCUGCUUAGAGAUAACUGCUGGUAAAGCAAAGGGGACCUAUGGGGUUUUGGGGAUUGAACCCAGGUCCGCAUGUAAGGCAAACCAGCAAUGUGCUAUACUGAUACUCUAGCCCUCACUUUAGCCCAUGGCUAGGUUUCUAUGAGCCUGCUCACAGAGCACUAUGGCAGAAAUCAGAGAAGGGCUUUCACUUUUCUCGUAUAAUUUUGGGUCAACCUUUUUGAGGGGCCACACCAGCAGUGCUUGGGGGCUAUGUUGCUUGAGGAACCAUAUGUCAUGCUGGGUACUGAACUGAAUCGGAGUUUGCUAUAGGCGAAGCAAGGAUCUAACCCCUGUAGUAUCUCUUUGGCCCUUGAGUCCUUCCUUCCUUCCUUCCUUCCUUCCUUCCUUCCUUCCUUCCUUCCUUCCUUCCUUCCUUCCUUCCUUCCUUCCUUCCUUCCUUCC
This is a messenger RNA of Sorex araneus (European shrew), 5401 nucleotides long. RefSeq names its product TBC/LysM-associated domain containing 2 (gene TLDC2). The transcript is spliced from 7 exons. Gene Ontology annotation, biological process: response to oxidative stress. The record is from RefSeq and is a predicted model, not a curated record. Gene Ontology annotation, cellular component: nucleus. NCBI's taxonomy places the organism in Eukaryota, Metazoa, Chordata, Mammalia, Eulipotyphla, Soricidae. The coding region runs from base 81 to 809 and encodes 242 amino acids.